This is a messenger RNA of Guillardia theta CCMP2712, 996 nucleotides long. RefSeq lists its product as hypothetical. Lineage: Eukaryota; Cryptophyceae; Pyrenomonadales; Geminigeraceae. Gene Ontology annotation, molecular function: ubiquitin-specific protease binding; misfolded protein binding; serine-type endopeptidase activity. The transcript is spliced from 11 exons. Bases 1 to 996 code for a protein of 331 amino acids. The record is from RefSeq and is a predicted model, not a curated record. Gene Ontology annotation, cellular component: endoplasmic reticulum membrane; Hrd1p ubiquitin ligase ERAD-L complex. Gene Ontology annotation, biological process: endoplasmic reticulum unfolded protein response.
AUGCAUGGCGGGAGCGUAGUGCCGCUUGAGGACGACUCGAUGAUGGCGAGGUAUUACAGAUCUCCUCUGGUGACCAGAGCAGUGUGUACCCUUACAGUGUGGCUGUGGCUGGUAGAUGUCAUUCUCCUUCCGCUCUGGCGAUGGUUCACCUCUCCAUUUGUUGAGCAAGGCAUUUUCGGGGUGCUGAUUGGGUGCCUAGUGUUUGGGGGUAUCGGAAGCCAAUUCGAGCGAAUGUUUGGAACUCUUGCGUUUGGGUACUUGUUCAUGGUUAUCAAUGUUUCAGCGAAUAUUUUGUUCACCUUCGCUGCACUCUUCUUUGCACCAAUCCUGCCUGAAAUGCAUCUUUUAUCACCUCUGAACUGUGCCAACGGUCUAUGGGUAUCGGUAUUGGCGUUUCUUGUGAUUCAUACACAGAGGUCUCCACACCCUUUCAUGUCAUUUUGGGGUCUUUGCAACAUUCCAACGAAAUUUUAUCCUUGGUUCCUUCUUAUUUUGUUCGCUCUGCUUGGAGCAAGCGUACUGGAAAAUUUGUGCGGGAUCCUGGUCGGAUACGCCUUCCAAUUUGGCUACCUGGAGCGUGUCAUGCCCUCAGAACAGAAAUUCUCAUCGUGGGAAACUUCGAGGGGGCAUUUGACUUGGACAGGGGCUCUCGUUUCCUACCCCACCGACGGCGGGGGGGGGCUUGGCAAUUGGAUGUCGUCAUCUACUGGACAGUCUCAAUCCUCGACCGCCCGGAACUUCUUCCUUCUCAGCCUUCCAGGGCUCUGGCCAUUCGCUAGUUUGAUGGGACUGAAGGGUCUACCGCACCGCAACCUGGCGGGUGGUUUGGGGGAGCGACCAGCAGCUCAGAGCCAACCUCAGAGAGUGGACCCGGAGACGAUGGAGGAUAACUUGAUCAGGUUGUGUGAGAUGGGAUUUGACCGGGCAAAGGCUCAGAGGGCGCUGGAAGAGCACCACGGAAACCUUGAGGCAGCAGCGGCAUCACUCACACAGUGA